Dovyalis caffra is the source of this 1539-nucleotide messenger RNA. The record is from the annotation of a GenBank genome assembly. Lineage: Eukaryota; Viridiplantae; Streptophyta; Magnoliopsida; Malpighiales; Salicaceae.
AUGAUGAGUAAUCCUCCAAGAAAUCAACGGUCUGCAAUGGAUUCAAGCAGCAACUUCAGUGUUUCUGGGAAUCAUAAUGAGAGGAAUUUUGAUAUAGUAAAGGAUUCCAUGGGCUUGGCUAUAUCGCUGAACAAAACUGAAUCUUUGGAUGUCGUACUUGAUGAUUUCUCCGAGGGUUAUUUUAGUCUUUCGUAUGAAAAUCGGAAGAAAUUGUUGCUCGUGCUUGCGAAAGAGUAUGAUCUUAAUCGGAUUCAAGUUCGGGAAUUAUUGAAGCAAUAUCUUGGAUUUGAGCUUCGUAGUGGUGAGGUUUUUGUUGGAUGCAUUACUGCUGCCAUGUUAGUAUUGAGACUUAAUAACCAUACUGGGGGCUUGAAGUUCUUGUCGGAUCUUCGAGCUGAUAUCUUGUCUUUUCUCAAGUACAGAUCUCUGUGCAUAGAAGUAGCCUCAAACACUGUUGUAAGAGUGUUGCAGCUUCUACCUCUAGAUGCAUUUAUGUUAGAGGAAAAUAUUGCCUCUUUGCGAGCAUUAGAUUCCUGCUUAAAGGAGCAACUUAGUACAUGGCUUAGUCCAGUGGCGUUGGAGCUUCACCAGAUUACGUGGGAUGAUUCUGCUUCUCUGCUGGAGAAAAUUGUUACUUAUGAGGCAGUGCAUCCAAUCAGCAAUCUUUUGGAUCUAAAAAGAAGGUUGGGCGUUGGCCGCCGUUGUUUUGGAUAUUUACAUCCAGCAAUACCUGGUGAGCCUCUUAUUUUCAUAGAAGUUGCGCUUCUGAAGAAUGUGGCUCAGACAAUACAGGAAGUUUUGUGGGAUGAUCCUCCCAUACCUGAAACUGAGGCUGCAUGUGCAUUAUUUUAUUCUAUAUCAUCAACUCAGCCUGGCUUGGCAGGAAUCAAUCUAGGGAAGUUUCUUAUUAAACGCGUUAUUACAUUGGUGAAAAGAGAUAUGCCACGAGUAUCUACAUUUGGAACACUAAGCCCAAUCCCUGGAUACAUGCAAUGGUUGCUAUCUAAGUUGGCAUCUCAAUCAGUAAUUGCUAAAGCAGACAACAUGGAGCAACCAACAGGUGGAUCUGGUUCCACUUUUCAGGAGAACUUACUUGAACCAGAUGAAGAAGGAAUGCUUAUGAAUUCUGCUCCGGAGACUUAUGCUGGAAAAAAUGGCAUGGAAGUGAUGCUGAACUUGCUGACAUCAACAGACUAUGAGUGGAUCAGUUCAGCUGAAUUACUUUCUGCCUUGAAGCCCCCUCUAAUGCGGCUGUGUGCCAGGUAUCUUCUCCAAGAGAAGAAGAGAGGAAAAGCUCUAGAUUCCGUGGCAAAUUUCCACUUGCAAAAUGGAGCGAUGGUUGAAAGAUUAAAUUGGAUGGCAGACCGGUCGGAGAAAGGACUUCGUCAAAGUGGAGGUAUCAUGGUGAACUAUGUUUACAGGGUGGAGCACAUAGAAGAAUAUGCUCAAUCAUAUUUCAGCAAUGGGCAUAUACAUGCUUCAAGUGAUAUUCGCCGCCAUAUCAAGCCACAGAAGGAACAUGAGGCAACCACAGCUUAG